AUGGAUAGUCCGAUUGUAGAUUCAUCUCCACCCACACCGUCGUCACCUGAUAUCCUGCCAGAAAUAGAUCGACUUACACUUAAUCCUCAAUCGAAUGAAGCAAACGACAAGAUCGAAAAUGUCAGGACUGACGGAGAAAAGCAGAAGGAGAAGACCAUCGAAGAUGACGAAUUAGAGAAAUUUAGAGCUCAGUGGAGGGAAGAAGUUAAAGUGAAAUCUAAGAAAAAUGAUACACCAUCAAUUGGGAUGAACACGGAUCUCACUAAGAAAGGUAAAGGUAAAGAGAAAGGAAAGCAAUUAGAAAUACCUCCUCUAGCUACAAACUCUAAACACAAGGGAGACGUUAUCAAAGAAGAUUCUGAAAUACCUCACACAAUCACAAACGAAGAUCAUCAGCCUAUAUCAAAAUCUACUUCACCUACAUCACCGUCGAAAACAAAUAAGUUACCAUCACCCAUAUCACCCAAAAGGAAUCCACCACUACCAGUAAUACAACCACUACGAUACAAACCCGGUCAAUCAAUCGAUCUAGAGAAUCUAGACUCUGAAUUAACCUCAUCAACAUUCACGCCAUUCAAACCGCCUUCAUCUUCAUCACAUAUAUCGGGAAAUUCGUUCAAACCAAUAAGAUAUACAGGUUCAAUAGCUGUUGGACCAGAUGGUGAUAAAAAUGAUAAGGAAAGAGCUGUCCAAUUAUAUACUAAAGCUGUGGAAAGUGAACAAAGUGGGAAACUGAAUGAUGCUUUGUUGUUGUACAGAAAAGCGUUCAAAUUGGAUGACGACGUAGAUAGAUCCUACGCUCGAUCACUGAAGAUUUCAAGCACAUCUCAAUCCCAAGCUCAGUCUAAACAAACGCAAUUUGGACGAUCCGAUAUACAAAAUGACUUACCUCCAACUCCUUCUUCAUCAGAUAUCAUAUCGCCUACACCCCCUUCGGUCGAACCAUAUUCGUUUGCUAGGCAUAUACAAAUGGCACCUGACUAUGAAAAAGCAUCUUCCAGCACAACCCUAACUUCCGAACAAUCACCAACAACAUCUACAAUGACAAAACCUAUAACACCAAUUGAUUCUCCUCCAAUAUCGCUAUCACCUUUAACAGCAAUGUUUCAAUCUCUAAUCAUACCUCCAAAUGAAAUACAAUUCGUGGCUGCUGAAGAAGACCUACCUUGCCCAAUAUCGAAUCUACCGAAUGAAUUAUUCGAACCUAUAUUAAACAGAUUAGAUGUCACUUCGAUUGAAAGAUUUGGUUCAACAUGUUGGAGAGCAAGAUAUCUGACGCAAUAUAGUAACGUUUGGAAACGAAUAGCUGAAAGAAUUUAUAUACCCCCUUCAAUCUUACCUUUACCUGAAAUAUUUUCAGAAGAGGACGAACAGGAUCAAGGAGGACAUGUAUUAAAUCCUACAAAAGAAGAAACAAUGCCCUAUACAGUACCGGUCGAAGUAAUUCAAGCGAAAGAUCUAGCUAAGCGACAUAGGAACGAAUGGAGAACUACUUUCGUAGAAGAAGAAAGAGUAAGAAUGGAUGGUUGUUAUAUCGCCGUUUGUCAUUAUAUACGUCCGGGUGCAGGUGAAGAAUGGGUUACCAUAACACAUAUGAUAACAUACCAUAGAUUCCUUAGAUUUUAUCCGGAUGGAAAUGUGAUCUCGUUCCUUACAACCGAUCAUCCAUCAGAGAUAGUGCCAAACCUGAAACCCUCAAUUAGGGGUAAAGGACUGCACUUCGGUCGAUGGAAACUGAUACGCUCAGAUUCCAUUCCUACGUCACCUAAUGAUAUAUCGAGCAGAGGAAAACGGAUUGCGAGAAUCCUAGUUACGGAUUUGACGGAGCCUGGAAUCGAAAAUCCAAAAUAUGAAUUUGAGAUGGAAUUAGCAUUGAAAUCUACUGGUAGAGGAAGGUGGAACAAACUUGAGAUCAUUGAAUACAGAUCAAUAAAUCUAUUAACAGGUGAAGUAUUAGCAUUAGCAUUGAAACAUCAAAAACCAUUUUACUUUUCAAAAGUCAGAUCAUACAACCCACUUUUAUGA
Kwoniella shivajii is the source of this 2025-nucleotide messenger RNA. RefSeq lists its product as uncharacterized. Gene Ontology annotation, cellular component: cytoplasm; SCF ubiquitin ligase complex. Gene Ontology annotation, biological process: SCF-dependent proteasomal ubiquitin-dependent protein catabolic process. The record is from RefSeq and is a predicted model, not a curated record. Bases 1 to 2025 code for a protein of 674 amino acids. Gene Ontology annotation, molecular function: protein binding. Lineage: Eukaryota; Fungi; Basidiomycota; Tremellomycetes; Tremellales; Cryptococcaceae. The transcript has 8 exons.